AUUACCACUGUGCCCCAGAACCACAUCACAUGUAAGGCACAGGUAUUUCUCCACAUACAUUAGCCUUAAGAUGGAGAUGAGUGGCCAGGUUCACAUCCCCACUUUAUACUAAUGGGGAAAGAGCCAACACUGAGUGGGCACUGUCAAGUUGGGUGUGAUAAAGAGGAAAACCCUCCCAGGAAUCAAACCCCAGCUAAGGCAGUUAUUUAUUCAAUCUCUCUAACUUACAUUUCAUGCUCAAACUGAUGAUAAUAUGAUGAUGUAUAUAGGUGUUAAAUUUGGUCACUUCAUAUGAAGAGGGUAGAAUGUGGAUGUCUGAGAACAAAAAGGACAAGGAAAAUAUAUGGACCCAACAGAGAUGAAAUAACAAAGGACUUUGGAAAAUUAUAUAAUGAGAAGGUACAUAGUCUGUACUUUUCACUUAAUGGGGUGAUAAAAUCAAGAAGGGUGAAAUGAGAAAUGCACACAAAACUUUGUUGGGAAAGAAUCGCUUGGGAGACCAAAGCAAAGAUUAGAGAUAUUUAAACAGAAUUUGGAGAAAAAAGGGGGGUACAUAGUGGACUAGGUUGAACUAGUAUGGAAUAGGGUCCAGAAGCGCACAUUUGUGAACAGUGUUGAACGUUAAGGUUCUAUGAGCACAGAAUGUCAUGGCCAAUGGUGAUGGAGGCAGUAAACACCUCUGAAAUUUGACAUUUCUACUAGAUUACACAGUGCUACAACCCAGAAGACAACCAUCGUCAUCUAUAAACUAAUCAAGGAAACUCUACUAUGAAAUCAGUUAACUUAAUUAGUUAUGUAAGUGAUGAUAACAAUCAGAACACUGGGAUAAGAUGAUAAUAUUUUAACUGAAUUAUAAACCAUGUGAAUUUGCAAGCUGAAGAGCUUCUCCGCUUUCUUCCAAACUGGCUCCUGUAUGAUCAUUUUCUGCAUGCCAAUGUCCCAUGCUCUUUGAGGUCAGCUUCAUGUUUCUUUGAUCCAUGAUAAAUUCCUUUGUACAUGGAGUCUGUCAGAUUGACACUAGUGUCAUUUUUAUAGUGUUAAUAGUUUGUUUACUUAUUUUAUAUGAAUACAACAGUAUGGAUCAAUGUUUAUAUUCCAAGGAUGUGGAAAACAUCUUAAUAUUAAUACCAACACUUCGUACAAAUAUGACUAUAGUUGUAGCAACUAUUUACUAUAUAUAUAUAUAUCAUAAGUUUCAAUUGAAAUAAAUUCAAGUGUGCAAGGAGUGGCAAAAAUGAGAAUCUUUCAAUGCUGGCUUAAACACUGAAAUUAAUGUUACAUUAAUUUAACUUUUAUUGCCAAAUGGAAGAGUAUUGGUUACAUAAUCCUAACAAGCACAAUCCUCUUAAAUCCUUGCAGUGUUGAAUAUUAAUCUAAAAUAAAUUGGUUGUAUGCAUGAUUUUAUAUAUUUUAGAUAAGCACACUUAUGAUAACAACAGCUCUGCAUUUGGCAUAAGAAUGUCAUCUGUGUGCCUUAUGUUUAUAACUUCUCCAUAUAUUCUCAUCGCCUUGAUGACGGAGGCAACAAGGACCUCGGAAACGUUGGUAAACGUCUGCCAGACAACGCGGCGCUAAAACCCAUAACAAUGCCUUCUCCGUAUGUUCAAAACGUAAAACAGUGAUGCAAGUACGAAUUUACUUGCAAAGAGAAGUAUAACUUCUUAAAUAGUUAUUAAAAUUAUUUUUUUUCGAUUCUUAAUUUAACCUUGCCACAUAAAAUACUAACGCUCUAUGCUGUCUGUUGGAUUUUCACGAAGGCUGUAUAACUUUCGGGUGACAGCCGCGUUGAAAGACGAAGGUAAAUAAUGUACCCAAGCCGCGAAAUCGUACGGACAGAAAUUCCCCAGAGCGUAAUUAUAUAUGACGUGACCAUGAUCACAGCACGGUGCCGGCUCCCGUAGCCACAUCCAUUAGUCCAACGCUUGUCGGUUAUCUGGUGGCCCUCCUGGGUAUUAUCAGUCUUUCUUGUAUUGUGGUAAUAUUGUUUUCAAGUGUAACACUGUAUUCUUUUUAACCAUAGAUUGUGGAAGUAGUGUGAAGGAGGAUGGAUAGCGUCAGCCUAUAAUGCUUGGGACUUCCUGCACUCGUUGCAAGUCUAAGAUCACAGUCGCGUACUAUACCCAAGGUUUCUCUUGUUUGUUACAACCGCGUUCCCGCCAAUCGAAACGCAUUCAGUGUGGCGUUACCCUUGCCUAGGGCUGUGUUGGAUUGAAAAUAAUACAAAAAAGUAUUCCUUGCUCAUCUUUCAUCCAGAUCAGCUUGUAUGAAGGUACAAUAGAAUUAGAAAUAGAAUAUAAAUAUUAUCUGUGACUUGUAGACUGUGCACUAUAGACGAAAGCAGUCAUUUCUAGUCGACGCGAUUGCCACAAAUCCACAGUUGUACAAUGUAUUCGUGAAUUACAGUGGGAGGAUCAGGAUAAUGUGAAUAAAUUAAUUUGGUUUUCUGUGUGUUGUUCGAAAUUGAAUAAAUUAAUUCUACUGUUUCUAAAUGUUUGAUAGUUUCAUUUCAAGUACGACAGACAUUCAAUGAGAAUACUGCUGUAACCUGACUUUUUUGUGAUAAUCUUAAUGCCAUUGAAUGUAUUAAUUAUAGCAUAGGAAUGAACAAAUUACUGUGUUUAUUCUCCUGGAUUCCCUUUUUUUUGCGUUUCCUAAGUUUGAUAGCAGACGGGCAUCGUUAUGCAAUGCAAUGAUGUUGAUAUAUACUCGGUAGAAAAUUAUGUGGAUGUUUUGAGUGAAGAACAUUUCACUGGCCUUUAAACUCAUAAGGUUUACAAACGAUCAGCAUUUUCCAUAAUGAAGGCUGAACCCAGGAAUUGCAUCGGUUUACAGGAAGUUGUAUCGGAUUCGUGUAGUGAAACUUGUCUAGUUUCUCCUCAUGAUGGAAGUCAGCUCAUCAAAGCAAAAGUUGAAGAUGUGACAGAUAUAAAAGAGGAAGAGGAUCCUGUGCAAAUAACAUCUCCAACAAUAAAGUCUGAAUGUGAGAAUGUUGAUAUAAUCAAAACAGAAGAUGAUGUGGAUGUUCUUGGUGAAGAUGAUUCCACUGGCAUGAUACCUGAUGAGUUUUACGUACCAUCAUCAUUUUCCACACUAAAGACUGAACCCAAGAAUGUUAAUAUAAUCUCAGUAGAAAAUGAUACGGAUGUCUUGAGUGAAGAACAUUCCACUGGCCUGCAAACUGAUAAGGUUUACAUACCAUCAGCAUUUUCCACAAUAAAGGCUGAACACAGGAAUUGCAUCGGUUUACAGGAAGUUGUAUCGGUUUCGUGUAGUGAAACUUGUCUAGUUUCUCCUCAUGAUGGAAGUCAGCUCAUCAAAGCAAAAGUUGAAGAUGUGACAGAUAUAAAAGAGGAAGAGGAUCCAGUGCAAAUAACAUUUCCAACAAUAAAGGCUGAAUGUGAGAGUUAUCUACAGAGACAUAGUGGAGAGCAUCCCUAAUCUUGUCAGAUGUAGGAUAUUGUGAUGUGGCGCCAAAUGGGCAGAUGGCAUGUCAUGGAGGGGUGUGGCCAUCACGGAAUGUUCUAGGACUAUGGAAUUGCAGGUUUUUAUGUUAGCAGUGACUAGGGUUCUGUUACUAGGAAGAAAAUUUGUUAAGGAAACUAACUGGUGAUCAUAAGAACUCUUCUACAGCAAUUAUUAAUUUUUGAAAAUAGAAUACUGUACUCUUCACUUUCCCUAUCAAAACAUGAAAUUUCAUUUACAAA
Messenger RNA from Zootermopsis nevadensis, 3704 nucleotides. NCBI's taxonomy places the organism in Eukaryota, Metazoa, Arthropoda, Insecta, Blattodea, Termopsidae. The record is from RefSeq and is a predicted model, not a curated record.